AUGGGUGCCUACAGGAUCGAGUAUUCUUCGAAUAACCGAGCCCAGUGCAAUGGAAAAAAGCCUUGCAAAGGUAAUCUAAAAUGCGCUCGAUUAUCUUUACCAUAUCCAACUCCUGCUAAGAAUCAUCCACUUUACUCUCAUGCAGGAACGAAGAUUACUAAAGGAGAGAUCAGAGUAGGCGUGUGGGUGGUUUUUAAAGAGGCUGGGUCAUUUAAAUGGAGGCAUUGGGGCUGUUGCACCGAAGCCAUGUUUGGAAAUUUGUCAACAGAAUUGGAUGGUAAAAUAGAAGAGUUGGACGGAUUUGAAGACAUGAAACCUGAGGACCAAACUAAGAUCAAGAAAGCUUUUGAAGUUGGGCACGUUGAUCCUGCGGAUAUUCCAGCUUCGGCCAUUGCAGCUGAAAAAGAAGGAGAAGAAAACAAAGAAGAGGACCCCAAGCCUAAAAAGCGAAAGAAGGCAGCAGCAAAAAAAGGCCCUGCCGAUAGCGAGACUGCUGACGUCCAAGACGAUGUGGCAGGAGAAGAAGAAGAUCUCCCAAAACCAAAGAAGAAGAGGGCGCCCGCAAAUAUGAUUUGCUCAACGUCUGCUUUUGUGCUCAACAGAAAAGUUGCAAAAGUCGACGAUGAGAAUGUCGAAGACGCCGACAAAGAUGCUGCGCCCAAAAAAAAACGGGUUUAUAACAGGAAGAAGAAAGUAGAGGAAACUACCGUUGCAUCUGGAUCUGAUUGA
This is a messenger RNA of Melampsora larici-populina 98AG31, 729 nucleotides long. RefSeq lists its product as uncharacterized. Gene Ontology annotation, molecular function: zinc ion binding; DNA binding. The record is from RefSeq and is a predicted model, not a curated record. Bases 1 to 729 code for a protein of 242 amino acids. NCBI's taxonomy places the organism in Eukaryota, Fungi, Basidiomycota, Pucciniomycetes, Pucciniales, Melampsoraceae. The transcript is spliced from 7 exons.